Molecule: messenger RNA, 1968 nt
Organism: Aspergillus clavatus NRRL 1
Lineage: Eukaryota; Fungi; Ascomycota; Eurotiomycetes; Eurotiales; Aspergillaceae
Product: putative glucokinase regulator family protein
Exons: 4
Coding region: 1-1968 (655 amino acids)
Biological process (GO): response to fructose; negative regulation of glucokinase activity; glucose homeostasis
Cellular component (GO): mitochondrion; nucleoplasm; cytosol
Molecular function (GO): enzyme binding; fructose-6-phosphate binding; carbohydrate binding
Source: RefSeq, a predicted model, not a curated record
AUGGAUCUCGCCAGUCUCUCCCGGCUGCAGACCGAAGCAGUCAAUCCGCGCACAGCCCGGAUCGAUCAGGUUUCGACGCUGGAGAUGUGUAGACUCAUCAAUGAGGAUGAUCACCACGUUGCAUCCAGUGUGACACCCUUUCUUCCCCAGAUUUCUGCUGCCAUCGACGCACUGACACCGCGUGUGCGCAACGGGGGUCGGGUCAUCUACGUGGGUGCAGGGACCAGUGGAAGACUCGGCAUUCUCGAUGCAUCUGAAAUCCCCCCAACCUUUGCCGCUCCACCAUCCCAGUUUAUCGGGUUGAUCGCCGGCGGCGAUGCAGCGAUUCGACGGGCGCAAGAGGGAGCCGAGGACUCGAUCGCAGCGGGUGAGGCAGACAUGCAGGCCCUGCAACUACGCCCAGAGCUCGACAGUGUCAUUGGCAUUGCCGCGUCGGGUCGCACCCCCUAUGUGCUGGGGUGUUUGGCCUUCGCGAAGAGGAAGAUCGGCUGUGUCACCAUCGGCGUGGUGUGCGCGUCGCCCUCGGCCAUGGGGCAGUCUGGCACCGUGGAUUUCCUCAUUGCGCCUCUGCCGGGGCCCGAGGUGGUGACCGGCAGCACCCGGUUGAAGGCGGGGACAGCGACGAAGCUGGUGCUCAACAUGCUGAGUACAGGAACGAUGAUCCGGACGGGGAAGACGUACGGGAACAUGAUGGUCGAUCUGGUGGCAUCCAACUUGAAGCUGGAACAGCGGUCGCGCAACAUCCUGCGCCGGCUGAGUGCGCAGUGCCACUCCAUGGCCGACGAGGACCUCGAUGCACUGCUCGCGAGAUGCCACAAGAGCGUGAAGCUGGCACUCCUGGUUGCCGAAACAGGACGGUCGGUGGCGGAAUGUGAAGCCAUCCUGGACUCGGCCGGCGGAGUACUGGCUCAAGUCUUGAAGACCACGCCAAUGGAAGCUAUUCCAGCAUCGACUCAGAGCAGAGAGUAUGUGCUCUGUAUCGAUGGAGGAGGAACCAAGUGCGCGGCGCUCAUUGCCGAUCGAACUGGGAAUGUUGUCGGUCGCGGCCUAGCUGGUCCCUGCAACCUAACCGAUGGAAAUAACAUGACAGAAGUCAUCGCAACUCUGGUCGCUGCCACCUCAGACGCUCUGAAAUCCAUUUCCCCCGAAUACGGCUUGAGGUCCUGCUUCCGGUCGGUCUGGCUUGGUCUGGCCGGCCUCGACCGCAUCAAUUUCCGGGAAUCCCUGCUGCCCAAACUCUGUGAGCUCUUCGACCUUGGCGAGAACGAGGUCCGCUUGACGAACGACGUGGAUCUUCUGGCGGCUGCGGCCCGUCGACAGCCAGAAUGUCCGUCUGCGAUCGUAGUCAUCGCAGGGACGGGGAGUGUGGCGAUGCGAUACACCUGGGACAAGGAGAGCACGGCAUACAGUCGAGUGGCUCGCUCCGGUGGCUGGGGACAUAUCCUGGGAGACGAAGGGGGUGGAUAUGCCAUCGGGUUGCAAGCCAUCAAGCACACUCUGACGGUCGUGGAGGAGAUGCAACUCGGAUUGCGUACCGAGCCCCUGGGGGACUUUGAACAGGCCAUCCUGCUGCGACUGGGAUGCAGUCUCUCCGGGGACGGUCAGGUCGACCUGCUGAGCGAGAUCCUCGUCCAACAGCAGAAGCAAAGCGUCAAAGGCCGCAUCGCUACCGUCGCGGAAAUCGUCCUCAACAUGGGCGCUCAAGACGACGCGGCCGCUGCCAUUGUCGACGGGCAGAUCGAAAGCCUAGUCAAUCGGACGCUCGGUCGGUUGGUCCACCCUCGCUCGGUCGGGUAUCUCCCUGGCGAGGCGACCGGGUUGAUCGUCGCCGGAAGUGUCUUGAAUCACCAAAGGUACAAACAGUUAUUCCUGGAGAAGCUGCAAAGCCAAGGCGUUCACUUCGCCUAUGUGGAGAGCGUGUCCGACGCAGGAGAAUUAGGAGCAAGAUUUCUCGCAAAGGUAGAGUAG